AUGACAGCAAGCUAUUAUCUAGGAUUAGACUUAUCUACCCAGCAAUUAAAAUGUACUCUUAUCAAUGAUGAGCACACUAUUGUUUGGGAGAAGGCUGUGAAUUUUGACAACGACUUGCCUGAAUUUGGAACGAAGCAUGGUGCAAUUGUAAAUGACAAUGUCGUCACCUCGCCAACGCUAAUGUGGGUAGCAGCUUUAGACAUGUUACUUUGUAGUCUGAAAGAGACUCGAUAUAUUGGUUGUAUCAGGGGUAUAUCAGGUGCUGGUCAGCAACAUGGCAGCGUAUAUUGGAAGCAAGCAGGCAUCACUCAAAUUCAGCAAUUGGAUCCUCAGCAGUCUCUAGCAAAGCAGUUAAAAGAUGCAUUUGCCAUUACACAGUCGCCUAUAUGGCAAGAUGCGAGUACAACUGCAGAAUGUCGCGCUUUGGAAGAAUUUGUUGGAGGCCCUCAGGCAUUAGCUGAUUUGACUGGGUCCAAAGCAUACGAGAGAUUUACAGGAAAUCAAAUCGCAAAGAUAUACCAUACAAAUGAAGAUGCAUAUGAAAAUACCGCAUAUAUCAACCUUGUCAGUUCAUUUUUGGCAACUCUUCUACUAGGUCAGUUUUCUCCGGUCGAUGCCGCUGAAGGUUCAGGAACCAACUUGAUGAAUAUCAAAAAUCAUAAAUGGGAAAAAAAACUACUCGACUAUUGCGGAGGUCCUGAUUUGGUAAAGAAAUUGGCUAAAGAGCCAGUGGAAGGCGGUACCGUUUUGGGCAACAUCAAUUCAUACUAUAGCAAAAGAUACGGUUUUCCUUCAGAUUGUAAGGUUAUGCCUUUUACUGGCGACAAUUCUGCAACACUUGUCUCCAUGAAUCUAAGUGAAGGUGACUGUGUGAUUUCCUUAGGUACAUCGGAUACUGUCUUGGUUUAUCUAAAGAAGGGUGCUGCCGCAACUACGGAUUCACAUCUAAUGGCACACCCCACAGACUCUGAAGGUUUUAUGGGUAUGCUCUGCUACAAAAACGGCUCCCUCACCCGUGAAUAUAUUAGAGACAGUUACGCUAAUGGCAGCUGGGACACCUUCAACGAGUAUUUGGUUCAAAAAGAGGCUUUAUUGAACGAUUGUUACGGAUUUUAUUACUAUAUGCAGGAAAUCAUUCCAUUUGCCAAAGGCAUUUAUCGUUUUGAAAAUGGUAGUGCAUUGAACGAUUUCACAGACAAGACUAUAAAUGUGAAGGCUAUUCUUGAAUCACAGUUCAUGUCCAUGAAAAUUAGAUUACAGCGUAUGGGUGGUAAUAAAGUUAAGCGCAUUCUAGCUUCUGGCGGUGCCUCCAAAAAUCCCAUGAUUUUACAAGUGUUGUCUAAUAUUAUGGGAUUACCAGUCUAUAGACAAAAAGGAGCGAAUGGCGCAAGCCUUGGCGGAGCUUUGCUUGCCAAAUAUGCUGUACAAAACAAACCAUUCGAAGAAAUGAUGGCAGAACAUUCUUCAACGGAUUUGGAGCUUAUUUGCGAACCAGAUAUGGAAAGAACAAAGCGGUAUUCAGAACUCGUAGAUAAAUUUGUUGACUUGGAGAGUACAAUAGCAAAAUAA
This is a messenger RNA of Mycotypha africana, 1569 nucleotides long. RefSeq lists its product as uncharacterized. Gene Ontology annotation, biological process: xylulose metabolic process. The coding region runs from base 1 to 1569 and encodes 522 amino acids. The record is from RefSeq and is a predicted model, not a curated record. Lineage: Eukaryota; Fungi; Mucoromycota; Mucoromycetes; Mucorales; Mycotyphaceae. Gene Ontology annotation, molecular function: D-xylulokinase activity. Gene Ontology annotation, cellular component: cytosol. The transcript has 4 exons.